AUGGAAUCACUUAAAACGGCCAUCCAAACCGCCAUUGGAAAGGCAGGCAAAGGCAGGGGAAAGAUCUCCAGAAUCACACUGGAAAUUAGGGGCAUCGACAGUCUUACGACGCAGGACGAUGUCCGCAAUGCUAUCACAGCCGAAACGGGCGAAGAAGAUGCCAAAGUCCAUCUGUUCGAGCCGAACACGAGGGAGCAGAGGGUGGCAGUGGUCGAAAUAGAUCAGAUUAAGACCACCGCUCUGCUCAAAAAAGGGAAGAUCCGUAUCGGCUGUAUAAACUGCCGAGUGAGGGUUCGCGCGAACCCCACGCGAUGUUAUCGCUGCCUCGGUUACGGACACGUAAAGGUGAGAUGUAAAGGACCCGACAGGAGCGUCAACUGCUGGAAGUGUGGCGCGAGUGGGCACAAGGCAGCACUAUGCACUGUGCCCGCCCAACAAAGGUGGUGUUUCUUAUGCAAAGACGCUAAGAUGGCCGAGGACAAGACGGUGUAUGCACCAGGCACCGAUACGUGCGCGGUCUUCCGGGCGGCCUUAAAAGUGGGAAAAUCGCAAGGAUAA
Nasonia vitripennis (jewel wasp) is the source of this 558-nucleotide messenger RNA. RefSeq lists its product as uncharacterized. The record is from RefSeq and is a predicted model, not a curated record. Bases 1 to 558 code for a protein of 185 amino acids. The transcript has a single exon. Lineage: Eukaryota; Metazoa; Arthropoda; Insecta; Hymenoptera; Pteromalidae. Gene Ontology annotation, molecular function: nucleic acid binding; zinc ion binding.